Odontomachus brunneus is the source of this 2104-nucleotide messenger RNA. RefSeq lists its product as uncharacterized. Lineage: Eukaryota; Metazoa; Arthropoda; Insecta; Hymenoptera; Formicidae. The transcript is spliced from 5 exons. The coding region runs from base 1198 to 1800 and encodes 200 amino acids. The record is from RefSeq and is a predicted model, not a curated record.
UAAGUAAUUAAUCAAUGAUUCUUAGUAUGAUAUUUCUAUAAGGGUUAAAUAGGUGGAUUGUAAGUCAAAUGUCGUUAACUACAAAAAUAAAAGAUCAAAUGUGUAUUUCUCGUUAAGUGUUGCACCAUGUGGGGAAUAUUUUAUCUUUUAUAUUCUAGUUUUGAUAUUCUUAAUAUAACCUGCGAGAAUUACAUACAUCUUUUGGUCCUUCCCUUAUAGAAAUAUCAUACUAAGAAUCAUUGGUAAUUACUUAUUUUCAGUAUUAAAAAUACUGGAUAAUAAGUAAUUAUCAAUGAUUCUUAGUAUGAUAUUUCUAUAACGGUUUGUGACGAGGAACGAGUGAACUGACCAUGGAACAGUAUGAAUUAGUUUGAGAAUUUUUUUCAAAAAAAGAAGUCUUUGAUUUACAUACGAGGGGCAUUGCCAAAUAACAUGGUCAGCCGUUUCAGGGAUUUUACAAGGAUUGCAACUAAACUAGUCUGUAAUAUUAAAUCUGAAAAGGCUAGAGUUUAGUGAAGUAUGACCCAAACGCAGUCUACAUAUCGACGCAAUAAUUUUACGACUAAGGUCUAAAUUAUGGAUCAAGGGAAACCUCCCUAGAAAGUAAUAAUGCUGAAAGAAAUUAACUCCUGUACUUACUAGUAUAUAAGUUUUUUUUAAGAUAAUCCUGAUUUUCCUCAGCUAAUUGUGCCUCCCAGAGAGGCAAGGAAGAUCCGAAAUAAAGUAUUCUUACCUAAAAGGGUAGAUUCUUUAGCUAAAUUAUCUGCGAGUUUAUUACCCGGAAUACAAACAUGACUGGGAUCCAACACAGGGUGAUGUUGAAUCCUUUUAUCUCCAGCGAAUGCAAUUCUUCUCUCAAACGCAUAGCGUGAAAAUUGCCCUUCCCUGCAAGAUUCCCCACCAAAAGUGAAGUUAGAACGGAUAAAGAGUCAGUAAAAAUUCUGAAAUUUUUAAAUGUAGAGUAUCUAAUAAUAUGAAAUACUUCCAUAAUGACUAAAGGUGCCAUUUCAUGCAGCUAAGAAAAGCCAGCGUAUUACCCCCACUCCACUGAUUUUCGCUAAAAUAACUAUACAGCGAAAGCACGCUCAAAGUUCGACAUUGUUCAACUAUCAGCGAAGCAACGCUGAAAAGGAGUAAUAGAAGACAAUCACAUUUGAGGUUAUAGAAAUAUUUUUUAUUGAGUAUAUUAAACAUAAAAUGACUAAAAAGAGUGACAAAUUAUUAACAGUGCCACAAAAUAUUAUCAAAGAAACUCCGUUACUGUCAUAUACAUGUGGUGUGUGCGAAACCGUUUGCCCAGAAAAUGAAAUUAAUUGUCACCCUUGCAUGAAAGAAUAUAAAUACUUUUAUAUGGAUGAACAUUCAUACUUUUAUCCUCAGUGCGAUGCGAGUUUAGUAGAGAAGAUUCAGACAAAGAACAAAGAGGCUGAUGGUAUGACUGCCUGGCAAAAGGUAAAACUUUUACAGGAGGAACAGAUUAUAGAGGAAGUCCAUAAACGUCCUGCGCUGUGGAAUUUUAAGCUCCCUCUUACUGAGCGAAGAUAUUCUUCAUUAAUAAUAAUGCGCAAGAAUAAACAGCAACACCAACCGAGUGGCUCAGCGGGAACAUCACGAAAAAAUAGUUGGUUGCACUAUGAUCGGAUGCAGUUUCUUUGCGAUGCACAACUUGAAAGCGAAACUAUAAGCAAUAUUUCGGCGUCUGAAAGUUACGAAGAGCUCAAGCAGUGCAAUGAUAGUGACAGCCCAGGUAGCAAAGUGACGUCUAAAGACGUCAUUAAGACGUUAUUAAGACGUCUAUGACGUUUUAAUGACGUCUUUAGACGUCACCUUGUUACCUGGGAGUAUAGUUUAUAAUGACAGCAGCAGUAGUGAUCGUAGAUCGCGUAUGUUAAUUUUAUUAGUUAUUUUCUCAUAAAAGGUGAGUUCUAGGAAAAGAAAAACAAAACAUGACCAAUGUUUGUGAAAUUUCGUUUUCCAACCUGAGGUUUCAAAAAUUUCAUUCAUCAAAACUUAGCUCUUAAUGUUUAUUACAAAUAACAAAAUUUUAAUAAUAACAUUAUAAGUGUCAAUGCAAUAUUGUAUUGGCGCUCAAGUUAUUUACCAA